AUGGCGUCGACGGCCUUCCCCUCGCUCUCCUCCACUGUAGCCCCUCCGCCUUCCGCCCUUUGGUCCGCCAACCUCUCCGUGAGUCCCCCCAGCCUUCCCCGUCAGCGCGCUUGCGCCGAUUCCCCCAUUUUCGCGCGCUCAUACGCGGAGGCCACAGCACCUUUUGCCGCUCCAUACCCGACAAACGAGCCGUGGCAAAACUUCGUGCUAGGCCAGGGCGGCAGCCCGGAGCUCGUGAACCCGUACGUGGUUCAGAGCGGCGACGGGCGCGUCGCGUGGGGGAUACCGGCGCGCAACGCGCAGCCGGCAUACAUCAUCCAGGCGUUCAUCACCAACCUCAUGCUCUCCACGCUGCAAGGCCUUCCGCCGCACCAGGUCUCCGCCUACGACGAUCUCUCCGUUACCCUCUCCUUCCGCCCGCCCUCCGCCGCGCCUUCCGCGCCCCCCGCGCUCGUGGUUCCGCUGGUGCGCGGCUCCCCGUAUUUGACUUUCAUAUUCCCCCAGGGCGGGCCCCCCGCGACGCCCGUGCUGAAGACGAUCCACGCGAUUCUGAGCGUAGAGGCGCGCGGCGACAGCAAGUACCGCGUCGCGCUCAACAACGGCCAGACAUGGCUGGUGUACCUAUCGUCGCCGCUGGCGCUGCGGCAGGAUGGAUCGUCGAUCGUGGCGGGCGCGCCGUUCACGGGGACCAUGCGCAUCGCGCUGCUGCCCGGCAACUCCCCGCAGCGCGAGGAGGCGCUGCUGGACGCGCACGUGGCGACGGUGCCGGUGGGCGGGCGCGCGCGGGUGGGCGCGUUCCGCAUCAAGCUAAGCUGGCGCACGCAGCAGUGGCGCAAGCUGGCUCCCGGCGGCACCAAAACGCCGCUGCUCAUGCUGUCUCUGCCAGUGCACCGGCGCCUGCGAGUGUUCGCGCACAACCCAACCCCGGCCACCUCCCUCCGCCGCCACCGCAGCGUCUCCCCUUCCAACGACGGCACGGCCGCCAUCCGCGUCUCCCCUGACCCCGCGCCUGCCGGCCUAUCCUCUACCCGCGCCGACGGUGGGUGGGGCGAGUCAGGGUGGGACUCAAGCAGUAGCAGCAGCGGCAGCAGCGACGGUGAGACGGGGAGCCUCCCAACCGCACAGGGCAAUGCAGCAUCAACAGCAACAGGCGACCCCGCAGCGUCAAACCAGGCAGCCAUGGCCUGGACAUCAGCGUCAUCAUCGUCCGCAGCGCGAGCGGCGCAGGAGACGGUACUCUCAUACCCCACCAUAGACGGGCGAGCAAUAGGCGUGAAAGGCGCGGUUUGGGAACUCAAAGUGCCGAAGACGCCCACCACGUGGCACUCUCCGCGCCUCUCGUCCGACUCACAGUUGAUGGACGAUCUACGGGCGAGUCUGAAGCAGGACGUCGCGGCGCUCCCGCCGCUCACCACGGCCUCAACGUACUUCUUCGGCAAGGCCGCGGCGCGUGCGGCGCGCCUCGCGCUGAUCGCGGAGCAGGUGCACGACGACGGCAGCCUCGCCGCGGUCCUGCCGCCGCUGCGCGCCGCGCUGACCGCCUGGCUGGACGGAACCUUCCCCGGAAACCGCCUUCUGUACGACCCCACGUGGGGCGGUGUGGUGAGCGAAGCCGGGUCGCGCGACAAGGGCGCGGAUUUCGGCCUGGGGAUGUACAACGACCAUCAUUUCCAUUAUGGUUACUUCGUCUACGCAGCCGCGACCGUCGCGAAAUUCGACCCGAUGUGGGGUAACCGUUACCGCGCGCAGCUCGCGGCGCUCGUCGCGGACUACAUGUCGGUGAACCGAACCGCGUUGUUCCCAAGGCUGAGGCAUUUCGACGCGUACGCGCUGCACUCGUGGGCGAGCGGGCUGUUCGACUUCGCGGACGGGCGCAACCAGGAGAGCUUCAGCGAAGCCGCGAACGCGUACUAUGCCGCGUCGCUCCUCGCGUUCACCUUCGGCGACCUCCCAUUGGCCACCCUCGGCGCCACGCUGGCGGCCGUCGAGUCCGUCGCGGCGCAGGUGCUGAUGCAGGUGCCGGUAGCGGGAAGUUCCUCUUCCCCCACGCCAUCGCUGUCGCCCGCGUACGAGCCGGUAUUCGCGGACGCGAAUCGCAUGCUCGGCAUGGUGUGGUCGACGAAGCGCGAUGCGGGGCUGUGGUUCGCGGCGCCUGCGGAGCUGGACAAGCGCGUGGGAAUCCAGGUGCUGCCCGUGACGCCCUUCCUUGCGCACCUCUUCCCGGACCGCGCGUACGCGCGCCAGCUGGUGGAAUGGGCGCAGCCCGUGCUGAGCGGGAGCGGCGUGACUGACGAGUGGCGGGGCUUCGCGUGGGCGCUGCAGGCUCUGUAUGAUCCCGCGGGGGCGAGGGGUAGAAUCUCCGCGCUGGGCGCUUUCGAUGAUGGGAAUUCCAAGACGAACAUGCUCUGUUGGCUCGCUUCCCACUCGCCGUAG
Molecule: messenger RNA, 2433 nt
Organism: Closterium sp. NIES-65
Lineage: Eukaryota; Viridiplantae; Streptophyta; Zygnematophyceae; Desmidiales; Closteriaceae
Source: the annotation of a GenBank genome assembly